Messenger RNA from Diabrotica virgifera virgifera (western corn rootworm), 5578 nucleotides. RefSeq names its product kielin/chordin-like protein. Gene Ontology annotation, molecular function: protein binding. The record is from RefSeq and is a predicted model, not a curated record. The transcript has 9 exons. Lineage: Eukaryota; Metazoa; Arthropoda; Insecta; Coleoptera; Chrysomelidae. Bases 247 to 2202 code for a protein of 651 amino acids.
UCAACACUAGAUUAUUAAGUGCAGUGCAGUCAGUGUCGUCUCAACUGUUGUAGUAUGCGGAUAUCAACGUCCGAUCCUAAUCAACUUUAUUUACGACGUAUUUCAUUUGUUUACAUGGAGGUCACAAUUAUUAUUGCCGGAAAAGACGAGCGCGUGUGAGUUUGUUUUAGUCAGUUUUCUCGGUUUUCGAAACCCAAGAACUGUUUUCAGCGUGGACCCGAUACUGUUGCUGUCUUGGUGGUUACUAUGGCUUUACAAAAAGUGUUUGGAUUUUUCAUCUUCACAGCAUUAUAUUUAAUGGUCUCGUCAACAAAAUCUCAAUUAGUUGGUUAUCGAAAAACAUGUUCCAUAGAAGGAGCUAAAGUAUCAGUGGAUUCCAUAGAAAAAGGCAAAUGUUUUUCCUGUUAUUGUAAGAAUGGGUAUGUAACGUGUACGGAUGGAUGUCCGAAAACUGAAGGAUGUCAUAUGCUUGUAGAAGAUGGAUGUUGCAAGAAAUGUCGAGGUUGCAUCUACAACGGUCACUACCACCAAAGUGAUACAGAGUGGACAGAUCCGAAAGAUCCGUGUAAUAUAUUGCGAUGUGAAGCCGGUGUGAUCACGAUAUCUACCCUACGAUGUCAUACUCCUUGUGCGAAACCACUUCCACCCGAACCAGGAAGGUGUUGUCCGACUUGUGCAGAAUGCAAAAUAAACGAACAGAUAGUCACUGAUGACAGAGAUGUUACUUCAGACGAUCCUUGUCUACAAUGUCGAUGUACAGGAAAAAAGAUGGUUUGCUCUAAGAAAGCAUGCCCUGUCUUGCAAUGUGUUCAACAAAGACAAAUUCAUCCUAUGGGCGAAUGCUGUCCGAGAUGUCAAGGUACCAGGGCCCUUGUUAGUCUGAAGAAUACUUGUACCGUCAAAACAUCAUUAUUCAGGCAGGGAGACAAGUUUAGCGUCGACAAAUGUACCAACUGCACCUGCACUAAUCAAACAGCAAUAUGUAACAGAUAUACAUGUCCAAUAUUGGACUGCGCUCCCGAUUUACAGAAGUCUGUUCCAGGCAGUUGUUGCAAAAAAUGCGAACUUCCAGAAGAGUUUAGAUCUGAUUGCUAUAUCAAUGGACAUAAUUAUCAGGAUGGUGAACAAUGGAAAUUAGACGACUGCAAGUCUUGCAUGUGCCAGAGAGGAAUGCCUAGUUGUGCCAUCACCAGAUGUAAUACUACAUCAACGACAUGUGCGUACGGCACAAAGUUUCAGAAAGUGCCAGGAGAAUGUUGUCCGCGAUGUGUGGAAGUCGAAGGAACCUGUAUGGUUUUUGGUGACCCCCAUUAUAAAACAUUCGAUGGGAAAAUCUACACCUUUAAAGGAAUCGGCAAAUACCAGUUGACUGCUGAUUGUACCAAUCACACGUUUUUUGUAAGAGUCGCCAAUGUCCUUCUUGACGGAAGUUCUUCCACCACCAGAAGGGUAUCCAUUAAAUACCUAAAUGCCAGAUUAAACCUUCAACAAAAAGGACGAAUUAAGUUUAAUGGUACAGUGAAGACAAUCCCUUUUCAAGUUGAUGGGAAAUUUAAAGCUGAAAAGAAAAAGGAUAAUUCUGUGGAGAUAAUAUUGAACAAUGGGGUCAAAGUGUACUGGAACUUUAAAAGUUUCGUAGAAGUCACUGUUCCUGCAACUUUAAAAAACCAUGUUUGUGGUCUCUGCGGUAACUUCAACUACGACGUCAAAGACGACCUGACUUCCAAAGCAGGUAAAAUGCUUUCAGAUAAAGAAAUCCUGGCUUUUGGCGCGUCUUGGUGCCUUGGAAGUAGAUUCGAAUGUGCUAAGAAAAUCAGAGUACAGAAACUGGAGAAACCUUUAACGCCCAUGAGAAAAAGUGCUUGUAGAUACUUUAACAGCGAUACGUUUUCAUCUUGUCGCUCUAAAUUGAGCACUCUUAAAUAUUUUAAAGCGUGCAAGAUGGACAUGGAUCACUGCAAAGGUCAUAAGUGUUACUGUGAUAGCUUAACGGCUUAUGUGAGAGAAUGUGAACGACUCGGUGUUAACCUGAAUAACUGGCAAAAGUAUACGUUAUGUGAUCUGGCGCAUAUGCGAAAUUUAAAAAGAAACCCCAAAAGAUUACGCCAGCGUAAGAGAAACGAACAGCAAGCACUCUUGUUGAAGCAGAUGCCAAAAGUUCUGAAUCGAACUAGGAGCUCUGUAGGUGUACCUUUAACAUAAUUUGUUACUAUUGAAGUAACCUAGUCAUUUUCAGUAUUUUAGACUUGACGAAGGUCUCCACAGUCUGUGUUGGCACACUUCUUGAUUUGAGUGCUGCUUGAUGAUUUUUUACGAAACAGUGCAAUUGAAUUUGACUCGAUAAAACCGCGUCUGUUUGAUUUGUAGCUAUAAACCUAGGCCAGUAGGGUUUCCGUUGGUUCGGUUAAAGCUUACCCCCUUGAGGAUAGGCAAAAUGCCGUCACUCUCAGACAUCCAUUUUUUAAUUUUUUUGACGUUUUUUAAAAACGUUCUUUUUUCGUUUUAUUUUUGUUUUUUAUGAAGGAUCUGGGGUUUAGUGAAAUCAAUUUAAAAAUUUCAAGAAAUUCACCGGAAUAGUGUGGAUGAGGGGGCUUGCGGGCUAAAAUUGUUCUGAGUCCUAUUUUUAAUUCACAUAAAACGUAAAAAAAUGAAAAAAUUGAUUCAGGUCGUAUCGAUCUCAAAAAAUAUUACUAACCUCGCAACUACUCGUAAAACCUUGAAAACAUGUUUUUGGGGGUUUGAACGUGUUUUCUCGUAUUGUUGAAUGUGGUAUAGGACUCAGUUACUUCAAAUUAUGUACAACCUCAUGUUUUGUAAAAGCCUCAAAUAGGUAUGCAUGUGAAUUUUUUGAAAUGAAAUUGAUUGCAUCCCUCAUAAAAAAGUAAAAACGAAAAAACGCCGGUUUUGUGGAAAUAGAAGGGAGAGGAGGUUGAGGGUUAAAAUUGCACUGAUUAUUAAAUUUGAAUAAUAUUGAACGUAAAAAAUUUAAAAAAAAAUGAAUUCUGGGAGUGAGCAUUUUGUCUCUUAACGGGGAUGCCCUUUAUUAGUAUUAUGUAUUACAAGCUCUGCUAAUAAUUGUAACUAAUUGCUAUAUAAUCGAUUUGUAAGAUCUAGUUCGAUCCAUAUAUCCAUUUUUAUACAAGUCCGUUGCUGUUGCUACUGUACUUAAUGGCACACGAGGUGUUCCUGAAGUUAAAGUGUUUGAGCGCCUUGAGUAAUAUGCUUUGAUGCGUGAUAUAUAGUUUUCAUAAUAUGUCUUCUUAUUAUAUAUUAUGUUUUCAUAAUAUUUUAUAUAAUUGAUGAAUUGGAACGUCAUUUCUCCGGAUAGAAUCCAGAUACUUCUUUUAAAAAGUUUUAGAAUAUUUUAUUUUAAAGUUUAUUUAUUCGUUUUUAACGUUUGUGAUAGGUAAAUACCACGUUAGCAGAAACAUCUGCUGGUGUAUUUAGCAAAUCUAAUUACCUUUAGAGCAAAAAGUGCACUAUUUUAGUCAAAAGCCACAAGGAAAGGGGCUUUAGUAUUACAAGAUUACAGUCAUACUGAUAUUGGUAUAUUUAUUUAUGAAUUGGCUAUAAAUACUUAUUUCAGUGAAACAUCGUCAUCAAAAGAACAAAUUUCUUUCUCCAAAUAUUUCAAUUUGACUCAUACGAAAAUGUUCUUUAGGUGAAAAUGUGUUUAUCAGUAUUUUAUAUGAAUUUGGUUUACUGUUACCAGAUAUGAAUCCGCAGAGCAGUAAAUUGUGAACUUUACUGCCUUUAUCAAGACGAAAGCCCAUUUCGCACCAAGCGAGUCCAGUCCUGUCGAGAUAAUUCCAGUCAAAUCAAGUCUGUCAUUAACUUUUACACUGAAUGCGUCUUGUGGAGUCAUCAGUGUAGAGACACAUGUGGAAAAAUGGGCGUAGUAGUCAAACCAAACAGUCAUAUUACGUCACCUUUGAAGAAGGAGAAUGAGUCAACGAGGAAAGCUAUUUUUAGUUCAUCCCAUAAAUACAAGAAUUACUUUUUUUGAUUCAUUCAGUCAUAUAUGUUUCCUGAUUUACUAGAUGAUUCUAAAAAUUUAUACAACUAUUUUCGAGUCAGUAUAGAUUUAUUUUUUCAUUUAAAAAAAAAUGCUCUAUUUUCAAUACCAAUUUUUAAAUGUGAACAUCGUGCAGUUACUGAACAAGACUGAUGUAAAAAUUCGACCUGUUAAAAUGUAAUGUCCUGUGAAAAUUAAUGGUUUAUUUGAGUGGACUCGAUUCGAGAUUCGCUUGGUGCGAAAUGAGUAUAGGCCGGCCGCAAGUUGACAUGCAGCUUCGUGAGGUGACGCAGAGUGAGUCCCGGUGAAUUUCUGUGGAACCAAAAAUGAUGCUAACACCGCAAACGGACCGGGAAAACUGCUUCACGUCACUCUGUGUCGGAACUUGCGGUCUUAGUAUUAUUUGUUUCGCAGAAAUUCACCGUGACCCACCCUGCGUCACCUCACGGAGCUGCGUGUCAACUUGCGGCCGGCCUUACACGCUUCUUGGUGAAGUAACUCAGUUGAGUCAUGGUGAGAAAAAACUGCUGGUGACUGGAUCACCGCAAAUUAAAACGCAGCUGGCUCCUACUGUUCUUAUGUGACGUGUUUCUUUCCUGCAGAGUUCGUAAAUCUUACCUCCAGAUACCGUCAUAAUCUGCGGAAUGAGAACUGCCUAGCGCAUUGUCACGGACCGUGAAAGAUAAAUUCUGUCUGUCAAAAAGCUGACCAAAGUAAAAAAAGUUAUGUCAGUAAAAUAGCUGACAAAAAUAAACCAUAAGAAAUGCGCAACAUUAUGACGAACAAGUAGGUAUAGAUAAUACCACGUGAAUUCGACAGAACUCAUUUUAGGUUCGAACUGCUUUUGCAGAAUUUUUCAAUUUUUUUUUAUAAAUUAAAAUACAUAAUAUAUAAAAAAUGUAACCGGAGUGAAAAUAUUUUAUGAAAAUUAUUUAAUGCUUACAAUUUUAAAGAAGCUGUAGAAACACAGUAGCUUCAAAUGAGUACUUCCUUUUUGCCUUUUUUGAGUACCCCACUAAAGAACUUAAACCAUUAUCCGAUAAAUACCACAGCCCUAGCCUUUCUACUUGGUUUCUGUGGCAACUGUCAUGUCAUAUUCAUUUUAUUCAGUUAGUUUACCACUUGGUUGAUCUUUUCCCUUAUUCCCUGUAUGUUCCAUGACCAAUUUAUUUUAAAUAAAUUAAAAGUAAAUUUACCUUUAGUCUGUCAUUUUAAAAUCUUAUCAGUUUGCUAGAAAACCUAACAAAAAAUAAAUAGCAAUUUAUUUAAUUAUUUAAAGGACCCCGCAACACUCCUUAUGGAAAAGUGGUCCCGGUCAAAUUUAACGAAACUUUGGUCAAUGAUAGUUCUCAGUGAGUAAAUUAAAAAAUUUCAUGGCACCUAGGUCUGAAAAACUAUUAUUCUCGAGCUACAGCUUUUUGAAGUUCUUAAAUUCAGGUAUUCGGUUUACGUUAAGUGCACUAAUUCACGGUCAAGUGAAUGAAAAUAUCUAUUAUUUAAAAAAAAGAGACUCAUUUUCUUCAUGCAUAUUUGCGUGUUGCAUAUGAAUUCGUGGUUAAAAAU